AUUUAUUGUUUGGGAGUUAAGACGCUAGAAGCCUCUACACUGUUCGGCACUUUAGGGUGUUAUGGUAUUCGUACCCCUAAAAGCCUCCACAGACUUGUCACCAUGGAUGCUUCUUGCAAGUUCCAAUCUUCUUGCAACUUUGUAUCACCGGACUCAAUCCUGGCUCAAUUCUCCAGGUUCAGGUGAUAUUUUCGCAGUAUAAGACAACCUUAGACUUGUGAUAUUUUAAGUCUUGUGUUUUGUCCACUUGUGUGGACGUCCUGGCCUGAUUCUUAUCUGUCUCAGGAAUAAUCAACUAAUUAAUACCUCUAGUUUCUAUGAAAUUUCAUAUCCAGAUCAUCUCACACGUCUGGGUCUCAUGUUUCCUCUUCUUUCUUGACUACGAUCGCGUAUACGCGUAUAAAACUGUUCUGAUGUGUAUAUCAAGUUAGAAACUAACCUUGCGGAAUCCAUACGAGGUUGAAUAUUGAACCGACUUAUCCCAAGUCUACUGUAUAGACUGGAAUCUCUGGACUAUGACCUUGAGAAAUUAACAAUACAUAUGCAUAUACACAGAACUUGUCAUAAAAACUGCAUAUAUACGAUAAUAAUGGAGGGAGGGAGGAACUACAGAUUCACGACCACUUUCCACUCAUUUUGUGCACUACUAAUUUUCUUUAGUCUUAAUUUCCGCUACUCACAUUCAGAAAAGGAGUUUGCAGUAGGAGUAAUUCUUGACACGGGAUCCUGGAACGGGAGGAUGGUUAAUAGCUGCAUUAUGAUAGCAGCUUCUGAUUUUUACAAUAUAAAUGGUCACUACCAAACUAGGAUUGUUACCCAGAUCAUUGAUUCAAAGGGAGAUCCACUGAAAGCUCUGGAAGCAGUUCAAGAUCUAUUGAAAAAGAAUGUUGGUGCCCUAUUUUUGGGACCAGAGAUGUCUCUUGAUGGAACGCUGCUGGCCUUGCUGAGCGAAAAAGCUAAAGUUCCCAUGUUUUCUUUGGGUGGAAGCCUGACAUCCUCUGACGAAUAUCCUUAUUUUUUUCAGCUAUCACACAGUGAAGCACUGCAAUCUAAAGCCACUGCCGCACUUGUAGAAUCAUUUCAGUGGAAGACUGUGAACUUCAUAUGUGAAGAUUCAGAAUUUAAGUCAGGGGUUCUUUCUCAUUUGUUUGAAUACUUCCAAGAGAAAAGUAUCCAAAUUGGUCACAUAAGUGCACUUUCAUCCAUGAUUAGUGAUGAUGGAAUCCGUGCACAACUGAAUAAGCUUAUGAGUAUGCAAACAAAAAUAUUUGUGGUGCAUAUGUCACCUUCUCUUGCGUCUCGUCUUUUCUUAAGUGUGAAAAGUUUAGGAAUGAUGAGUGAAGGAUAUGCUUGGAUUUUGACUGAUAAGACAAGGAAUUUCAUCAAUUCUGAGGAACUCAUGCAACAAAUGGAAGGGGCAUUGGCUUUAAAGCCUUAUGUUCCACCAUCAAUCAAGCUGCAAAAUCUCACUUUAAGAUGGAGGAAAGAAUUUCAAGAUGAAGGCCCUUUUAUGAAUGUCAAGGAGUUAAGUCCUUCUUGUGUGUGGGCAUAUGAUGCUAUCUGGGUACUAGCAGGGGCAGUUGAAGGGGCGUAUACUAAACAAUAUCCAAAAUUAGCUGAAGAACACAGCUCAGAAUCGAAAAAAAUACUAAUGAAGGAAUUAGUCAAAACAAGGCUCAAGGGCAUCAGUGGUGACUUCCAAAUUGUAAAUUGGACAGUCUCACUUUUAAAGGCCUUUGAAAUAGUGAAUGUAAUAAGAGAAGGUGAAAGAAGAGUAGGGUUUUGGGAAAAGGGAGUUGGCAUUACCAGUGAAAUAAUGCAUUCAUCCCUGUCCAGUAAUGAUCUUAAAGUAAUAAUCUGGCCAGGAGGGUCCAUAACCGCUCCACGAGUUGCUUGGCCUAGAGGGAAAAAAUUAAGUGUAGGCAUUCCUAAAAAAAACAGUUUCACUGAAUUUAUAAGCCUGGAAUAUGAUAUUCACAGUAAUACAACUAGAGCACUGGGGUUUUGUGCAGAUGUAUUUGAAGCUGCUCUUGAGGCCUUACAAUAUGAAGUACCUAUUGAAUACAUCCCAUUUGUAGAUGCUAAUGGAGAAAGUAAAGGCACUUAUACUGAUCUCUUGUAUCAGAUUUAUCUUGAGAAAUAUGAUGCUGUCGUGGGGGAUGUAACAAUCACGAACAACAGAUCACAUUUUGUGGAUUUUACAAUUCCAUACACAGACAUAGGCGUUGGAACAAUUACAAAAGUAAAAGAGAACAAAGACAUGUGGAUCUUCACAAAGCCAGUUGGUGCAGAUCUCUGUCUCAUAACUGCUGUUUUCUUUAUACUUACUGCAAUUGUCAUUUGGUUUAUUGAGAAACCUUUUAAUAAAGAAUUUCAAGGUUCACUAUAUCAGCAGAUCGGAACAAUCUUCCUUUCAACUCUUUUUCUAAGCAGCAGACAAAAGUUGUCAAGUAAUUUGUCCAGAUUUGUGAUGUUCAUUUGGGUAAUUCUGGUUCUUAUAUUGACUUCAAGUUACACUGCAACAUUGGCUUCAUUGCUGACGGUUCAACAGAUUGGAUUAGCAUCCAGAGGAGCUAAUGUAGGGUAUCAGACUGAUUCCUUCGUUGAAAGAGCUAUCGCUAGUAAUUUAAAUUUUAUGGACUAUUCGCUUCGUCCAUACAGUUCAGCAGAAGAAUAUGCUGAUGCUUUGUCCAAAGGAAGUAAAAAUGGGGGUGUAGACGGUAUAAUUGAUGAGAUGCCAUAUAUUAAAGCCUUCCUUUCGAAGUAUUCUCCAGAUUAUGCCAUGGUCGAUUCUGCAUCUACCACCAAUGGCUUCAGCUUUGCCUUUAGGAAAGGUUCUCCAUUGGUGCCGGAAAUAUCAAGGGCAAUUGCGAAGCUAAGAGAAGAAGGAACCCUUGAUACACUUGAGAAAAAAUGGUAUAAUAAACCAUCAUCUUUAGUAAACCAGGAGCUACCGCCUAAGCCUCAAGUUCUCAAGGUUGAUAGCUUUGGAGGAUUAUUUGUUAUUGGUGGUGUAUCUUUAGGUUUAGCCCUUUUUGCAAGAAUAUUUUAUAUUAUUCGCAGUAAACUAAAUAUUUACAAUUACAUGUUUCAGACAUUAGCUAGUGGCAAUCUGGCCAUCAUGCUGAGGCAUAUGAUUUCCAGUUCAGAAUUGAAAGAGACGACGCAUGUGUAAUAGAAUAACAAAUGUACAUUCUUCGUUCUAUAGGAGUCCCCUUUACCACUAUUCGUGAUUUAGGAAUUUUAUACAUCUUCUCAGACUUUUACGUAA
Messenger RNA from Daucus carota subsp. sativus, 3271 nucleotides. RefSeq names its product glutamate receptor 1.4. The record is from RefSeq and is a predicted model, not a curated record. NCBI's taxonomy places the organism in Eukaryota, Viridiplantae, Streptophyta, Magnoliopsida, Apiales, Apiaceae. The transcript has 5 exons. Gene Ontology annotation, molecular function: signaling receptor activity; ligand-gated monoatomic ion channel activity. The coding region runs from base 542 to 3175 and encodes 877 amino acids. Gene Ontology annotation, cellular component: plasma membrane.